CGGACCGUAAAAGGCGCAUCAAAUAAAGUGCAUUACAAUCUCAUCUUUUAAUAUCUACGCAAGGGUUUCCUCUCUCUAAAUUCUCUCCUUGAAAUUCUCCUUCGAUCUUUCUCUUUGCAUCAAGCUAAUUUAGCAAAAAUGGCAAAUGCAGCUUCUGGUAUGGCUGUGGAUGAUGAGUGCAAGUUGAAGUUUAUGGAACUGAAGACAAAAAGGACAUACCGAUAUAUAAUUUACAAGAUCGAGGAGAAACUGAAACAAGUUAUAGUGGAAAAGGUUGGUGUUCCCGAUCAAAGCUACGAAGACUUCACUGCCUGUCUUCCUGAAAAUGAGUGUCGUUAUACAGUCUUUGAUUUCGAUUUCAUGACUCCUGAGAAUGUCCCAAAAAGCAGGAUCUUCUUCAUUGCAUGGUCACCUGAUACAGCAAGGGUGAGAAACAAGAUGAUUUACGCCAGCUCAAAGGACAGAUUUAAGAGGGAACUUGAUGGAAUUCAGAUAGAACUGCAAGCUACGGAUCCAACUGAGAUGGGUCUUGAUGUGAUUAAGGGCCGUGUCAUCUGAAGAUAUGCUUAAGCUCCUCCUCUUCCUCCUCCUCCUCGUCCCCACUGUAAGGUGUUCAUUCAUGUCUAUAGUUAAUAGAGGAUGGUAAAACUUGGGUAGAGGUCAUAAUCUCUUAUUCAUUAUUGUUCAAGGUGUUGUUACUGUUAUGUUAUAUUUUAUUUUGGGAGAAUGAUUGCUGUUUUUUUGUUUGUUUUUGUUUGUUCCAGAAUGUUAUGCUUAUUAUUUGUAGAACUGAUUACAAACAUCACUUGUAAUUGGUCGGUUUCUUUGUCUACAUGCUACUUUUAUAUGAGUUUGGUGUGGGGUGGUAUAUGUAUGAGAUUCUAUUGGAAAUGAAUUCUAAUUUUAACAUAUUAUCUCAAUUGAA
This is a messenger RNA of Impatiens glandulifera, 925 nucleotides long. Its product is annotated as actin-depolymerizing factor 7-like. Gene Ontology annotation, biological process: actin filament depolymerization. NCBI's taxonomy places the organism in Eukaryota, Viridiplantae, Streptophyta, Magnoliopsida, Ericales, Balsaminaceae. The coding region runs from base 139 to 558 and encodes 139 amino acids. The transcript is spliced from 3 exons. Gene Ontology annotation, cellular component: actin cytoskeleton; cytoplasm. Gene Ontology annotation, molecular function: actin filament binding. The record is from RefSeq and is a predicted model, not a curated record.